Messenger RNA from Cylas formicarius (sweet potato weevil), 1059 nucleotides. Its product is annotated as gustatory receptor for sugar taste 64a-like. Gene Ontology annotation, biological process: detection of chemical stimulus involved in sensory perception of taste; sensory perception of chemical stimulus. Gene Ontology annotation, cellular component: membrane. NCBI's taxonomy places the organism in Eukaryota, Metazoa, Arthropoda, Insecta, Coleoptera, Brentidae. Gene Ontology annotation, molecular function: taste receptor activity. The record is from RefSeq and is a predicted model, not a curated record.
AUGGCGAAGCACAUUCAAGUAAAGUCGCGCGAAUACCAACAAAUAACCAUUACGAAAAUUUUCACCAAGGUCAUAGUAGUCGCUCAGGUUUUCGGUUAUUUUCCCUUGUCGGGCGUAUUGGAGGCCGAUCCAACAAAAUUAAGAUUUUCCUACAAGACUCCAAUAGCUAUUUAUUCGAUUCUGACUCUCCUGGGCGCAAGUUUUAUGCUCGCUAUGCAGCUGACCAAAACUAUCGCGAUCGAGCUGACAAUUUUUCAAGCAGAAAGUCUGACGUAUUAUGCGGGCUCCGCGUACGUAGGUAUUACAUUCAUAGAUCUGGCUAAGAAAUGGCCCAAGUUGAUGGCAGAUUGGGAAGCUAUUGAAAAACAUAUGAAAAACUACGGCCCACCUAAAGGAUUGAACAAAAAAAUCACAAUCUUAAUGGUACUGUUCUUGAGCGCCGCUGCUGAUACAUUUUUCUUUAAUUAUAUCGACGUGUUCAUAAUGAUCGUCAGCAUCUGUCUGUCGAGUCGGAUGGCCCAAGUUACAGAAGCAAUCAGAAGCGCAUCAGACUGCCAUGUAAGGGAGGAAAGGGUAUGGGCCUAUUUAAGGGAAGACUAUACCCGUUUAGGUCAACUUUGCCGUACAGUAAACAAGAUCAUUUCAAACGCCAUACUGGUAUCGUUUCUACCGAACGUACUGAUCAUCUUGAUCCAGGUUUUCAACAGCAUAAAACCCCUGCAUAAUUACUUGGAGGCCAUUUAUUUUUAUUUUUCCCUUGUAUUUCUAAUAUCAAGAACCGUCGCAGUGUCUAUUUAUGGGGCCAUGGUUAGCGAAGAAGGCAGGAGGCCGUUGAAUAUUUUGAACUGCGUGUCGUCGGAUGUUUACAAUAAUGAGAUCGAAAUAUUCAUCAACCAAAUUUCGAACUUCGAAAUACUAUUGACCGGUAAGAACUUCUUUUCUAUAAGGAGACACAUAAUUUUGGAGAUAGCCGCAGCAUUAGUAACAUACGAGCUGGUACUCAUACAGUUCAACCAAGAAUACCUUAACUCCUACAGCAAAUCGAAUCGAUGCGUGUAA